Molecule: messenger RNA, 417 nt
Organism: Trichomonas vaginalis G3
Lineage: Eukaryota; Parabasalia; Trichomonadida; Trichomonadidae
Product: nerve growth factor signaling pathway
Exons: 1
Coding region: 1-417 (138 amino acids)
Molecular function (GO): protein binding
Source: RefSeq, a predicted model, not a curated record
AUGAUUUAUAAGGCAUGUGAAGCAGGACUCCAUGAAAAGCGAGGUGUUGAUGGUAGAAAUAUUCUUCACUUGGCAUCAGAAAAAGGCAAUAUAAGACUAGUUAGAUACAUUAUUGAAAUUGGCUGUGGCAUGGAAACAAUGAAUUUUCGUGGAUGGACUCCACUCAUUUGUGCAGCAUAUAAUGGCCAUCAUGAAUUAGUCAAGUAUCUAAUUUCUGUUGGGGCAAAUCUUGAAGCAUCAAACUUGAUUGGAUGGACUCCUCUUUUCUAUGCAGUAUAUAAAAAUCAUAUUAAAGUUGUUAAGCAACUUAUGGCUGCAGAUGCUAAUAGAUAUGUCAUGGAUUCACAUGGAAACACUUUACUUACUCAUGCAAAAGGCAUAGUAAGAGAUUAUCUAACAAUAGUUGGUACUUACUAA